Messenger RNA from Tachyglossus aculeatus (Australian echidna), 2139 nucleotides. RefSeq names its product X-C motif chemokine receptor 1 (gene XCR1). Bases 1 to 1329 code for a protein of 442 amino acids. NCBI's taxonomy places the organism in Eukaryota, Metazoa, Chordata, Mammalia, Monotremata, Tachyglossidae. The record is from RefSeq and is a predicted model, not a curated record. Gene Ontology annotation, molecular function: chemokine receptor activity. Gene Ontology annotation, biological process: chemotaxis; immune response; G protein-coupled receptor signaling pathway. Gene Ontology annotation, cellular component: membrane. The transcript is spliced from 5 exons.
AUGGUGGUGGCCACCAAGGCAACCGCCUUCGGGGUUGUGGUGCUUUGGCAUCAGCAUUCUCAGCGGACCACUCCUGCCCAUCUUCUUACUUGUCACAUUCCAUGCCCCGACGGGGCCAAGACUGGCAUUCACAAGUGUAGGAGCCUAGGUUCCGUAGAAACCUUUAUGACCUGGAACCUGCACAAAGGAACUGAUUCCAAUAAAAAGAAGAGUCAGGACUCCUUCUGCAGGGUCUCAAUCUGGAAUCAGACGCAGUUGAUAAUGCCAGGACCUCAAGUCCAGAUGACUUCCAACACUUCCACUGAACAAUAUACCACCCCAACCUUAGACUACACUUACAGCUUUGAACCUGAAAGCUCUCUGUGUAACAUUGAAGAGGUCUUUGGCUUUGUCAGCAUCAACAUCUCUGUCCUUUAUUGCCUGGUGUUCUUCCUCAGCCUGAUAGGAAAUAGCCUGGUUCUGUGGGUCCUCGUAAGAUAUGAAAAUCUAGAGUCCAUCACCAACACCUUCAUUUUCAACCUCUGUCUCUCCGACCUGGUCUUCUCGUGCCUGCUCCCUUUCUGGAUCGCAGCCCAUCAUUUGGGGUGGAUCUUCGGGGACGUCCUCUGCAAGCUCCUCAACUUGCUUUUCUCCCUCAGCCUCUACAGCAGCAUCAUCUUCCUGACGGUGAUGACCAUCCACCGCUAUCUGUCCGUGGUGAAUCCCCUGUCCACCCUGCGGACUCACACCCUCACAUACCGAGUCCUGGUGAGCUUGGCCAUCUGGGUCACCAGUCUGGCGGCUGCCAUCCCGGACGCCAUUUUCCACAAGGUGAUGACGGAUUCCGAAAAGGCCGUUAACCCAGAGUUCUGCGAUUACUUUGAGCCCAAGUGGUUGUUGGUGUCCGUGUGUCAGCACAAUGUCUUCUUCCUGUUCUCCAUGGCGAUCAUCCUGUUCUGCUACAUCGAGAUCCUGAGGACCCUGUUCCGGUCCAGGUCCCGGCGGCGACAUCGGACCGUGAGGCUCAUCUUCGCCAUCGUGAUAGCCUACUUUUUGAGCUGGGCGCCGUACAAUGUGCUCGUGUUUCUGGAGACCCUGGUAAAAUUCUACAUCAUUCCCAGCUGCAGGGUUUACAAACAACUGCAGUACGCCCUGCACAUCAGCCGGGAGAUUGCCUUCUCCCACUGCUGUUUCAAUCCGGUGCUCUAUGUCUUUGUGGGGAUCAAGUUCCGGAGGCACCUCAAGUCCCUGUGCUACCGGUUUGGGCCCUGCAGCCAUAGCCCCGCCGGUGCCAGCACUCGCUCCACCUCCCAAGGUGUCUUCCCUUACGAGGAGGCCUCUUUCUACUGAAGGGAAAGGUGCUCACCCUGCUCCCUGGGAAAUGAAGUGGCUGAAGACACUAUCCCAUAUUGGAUCAUAAGAAAUGCCACGCUCGCUCAGACAACUCUCUGCCUCUGAUGGAGGUACCCAGAGAUGUUUGGAAGGAUUGGCCACCCUCCCUAGAAUCCAACUUUCCCAUCUCCAUCAAUGACACCGGCAUUCUCCCAUUCUCGGAAGCCCGGAACUUUGACCUCGGCCUGGAUGCCUUACACUCCUUCAUUCUCACAGUCAGUCUACUUCCAAAUCCUCCUGGUCCUUUGAUCUGCCCCUCCCUCUCCACCCGAGAAGCUACGGACUUUCUACAAACUCUGGUCAUAUCGCAGCGAAGCUAUUAUUAUCAGCUUCCUCUCUGGUCUCCCUAUCUCCAGCCUCUCCUCUCCCUAACCUGUAUGUACACUCCGCUGCAAAAAUCAUCUUCAUUUUCAGCCCACAUCUCUCUGUCCCUACAAACCCCUCACUGCCUCUCCUGUUCCUCUGCAUCAAGGAAAAACUCCUCACAGUUGGCUUCAAAGAUCUCUACCAAUCACCCCAACUUACCCUCUGCUCUCUUUAUCCUCUUUCUCGGAUUGGCUUUGUUCCUCUCAAGUUAACCAUCUAGCCGUACCUCGUUCUCAACUUUUCCACCUCUAUCCCUUCAGUCAUACUCUCCCCCCAAGCCGGAAACUUUCUCCCUCCCCAAAUCCAAUAAACCACAACCCAAGUUUUCGAUUACUUGCCAGCGCCCCACGUCACAUAAACCCAACGACCACCUUUAAUACUCAUCUACUUAUACUCAUCCUU